CCCCCCAGGCACCAUGCCCCCCCCCCGCCCGCCCCUUGCGCAGCGCCGCCCUCCUCCUCUCCAUCACCCUCCUGGCCCAAAGCCGCCCCCACCCCUCCCCUCGCCUCCCCGGCCCCUUUUUCCCCCCUCCCCAAAUCCCUUCCUCCUCCUCCUCCUCCUCCUCCUCUUCCUCGCCGCCGGACGAAGUCCUGAAGGAGCUGGAGGAGCUGGGGAGGCUGCGAGCGGAGGCCAAGCGGGACCGGGAGCGAGGAGGAGGAGGAGGAGGAGGAGGCCGAAGCUGGGCCAGCGCCCGGCAGCUGCGGCAGCAGCAGAGCCUGGAGCAGCGGCUGCUGGAGCGGCGCUACCAGGAGCUGGCCGAGAGCCGGCGGCAAGCCCAGGCCGCCCGCAAGGCCGCCGCCGAGGAGGAGCGCCUGGCCGACCUGGCCUCCGACCUCCUGCUGCGCUACCUCCUCCACGGGCCCGCCGCGGCCGCCCAGGAUAAGAGGUCGGAGGAGGAGGAGGAGGAGGAGGAGGAGGAGGAGGAAGCCGGGGAGGUGGGAGAGGUUGGGGGAGAAGCGGGGAGAGGGGGGGAGAGGGGCGGCGUGGGGAGGGUGAGCGCUGGAGGCAAGGCGAUCUCCAUGGGCAAGGCGAUCCCUGUGGCUAAAGGGUUCUCCAUGGGCAAGAAGAUCCCGAUGGGCGAGGAGAUCCCCGUGGGCAAAAUGAUCCCCAUGGGCAGGAAGAUCCCGAUGGGCGAGGAGAUCCCCGUGGGCAAGAUGAUCCCCAUGGACAAAGAGAUCCCCAUGGGCAAGGAGAUCCCCGUAGGCAAUGGGUUCCUCAUGGACAACGAGAUCCCCAUGGACAAUGAGAUCCCCAUGGCCAAUGAGAUCCCCAUGGCCAAUGAGAUCCCCAUGGCCAACGAGAUCCCCAUGACCAACGAGAUCCCCAUGGCCAACGAGAUCCCCAUGGCCAACGAGAUCCCCAUGACCAAUGAGAUCCCCAUGGCCAACGAAGUCCCCAUGGCCAACGAGAUCCCCAUGGCCAACGAGGUCUUCAUGGGCAAGAAGAUCCCGGUGGGCAACAGGAUCUUCAUGGGCAAGAAGAUCCCAACGGCCAACGAGGUCGCCAUGGCCAACGAGAUCUCCGUGCGCGGCGACGUCCCCGGGCGCGGCAGGAUGCCGACGCGCGGCAGCGUCCCCACGCGUGGCGACGUCUCCAUGCGGGGCGGGGUGCCGACGCGCGGCGACGUCACCUCCCUGCGUGGCGACAUCCCCGACCGCGGCGAUGACGCCGACCGCAAUGACGUCUUCAACGGCGAUGACGCCGGCGACGACGCCCCCUUCCGUGCCAACGUCCCCAACCGCGGCGACGUCCCCAACCGCGGCGACGUCCCCAACCGCGGCGACGUCCCCAACCGCGCCGCCGUCAACCGCGCCGCCGCCUUCAGCCGUGUCCCCACCGGCGAAGACGCCCCCGGCCGCGCCGCUGUCCCCCCGCUGGCCCAGGAGCUGGCGGAGGCGGUGCGGCCGGCGGACGAGGAGGAGGAGGAGGAGGAGGAUGAGGAGGCGGCGCCGGACGCGCCGCUGGACCCCGGCACCAUCGACCAACUGAUCGAGCUCUCCAGCCGCCUGCACCUGCCGGCCGACGACGUGGUCGACAUCAUCCGCGACGUGGAGCAGAAGCGCAAGGAGGAGGCGGCGGCGGCCAUGGCGGUGGCGGGGGGGGCCCUGGGAUUGGGCCCCCCCGACGAUGACGUCACCGACGACAGCGAUGACGUCGCCCCCGCCAAAAGCCGGCACCGCGGCGCUGGGGGCGGCGGCGGGGGGGGCGCGCCAAC
Molecule: messenger RNA, 1813 nt
Organism: Oxyura jamaicensis (ruddy duck)
Lineage: Eukaryota; Metazoa; Chordata; Aves; Anseriformes; Anatidae
Gene: VGF
Product: VGF nerve growth factor inducible
Exons: 2
Molecular function (GO): neuropeptide hormone activity
Source: RefSeq, a predicted model, not a curated record